UUUUAAAAAUAAUAUAUUUAUUCAUUAUAUGUAUAGAAGUAGUACCUCCUCGUCCACCUUUACCUGGAAGCAAUAUUCCACCUCCGAGACCUCCACCUCCUGAAACAGACGAUGAAGAAGAAAUGUUUAUGCAUGCUCCUCAACCCAAUCAACCAAUAAUGAUGGCUGCCCACGGUUUACAUCAAGAGGUACGGCAAUGGUCUAGCAAAGACAACGAAAUUAUUGCUGCGGCAAAGAAAAUGGCUAUUUUAAUGGGCAAAUUAUCAGGAUUAGUUAGAGGCGAAGGUGGUAACAAACGAGAUCUUAUUGCAUGCGCCAAAGCUAUUGCAGAAGCUUCUCAGGAAGUGACCCGUCUUGCAAAGGAACUCGCUAGAGAAUGUACUGAUAAACGCAUUCGAACGAAUCUUCUUCAAGUUUGCGAACGUAUCCCUACUAUUGGAACACAAUUGAAGAUACUAUCUACAGUAAAAGCCACUAUGCUUGGAGCACAAGAGAUACUUCCGACCUGGGAAGAGCUGAUACUUUAUGGUACAGAAGAAGAUCAAGAAGCGACGGACAUGCUUGUCGGGAAUGCUCAAAAUCUUAUGCAAAGCGUGAAAGAGACGGUACGUGCAGCAGAAUGUGCUAGCAUAAAGAUUCGUACAGCUUCUGGUAUGAAAUUACGCUGGGUGCGUCGUCAACCAUGGUAUCAAUAUUAAACACACAUACACACACACGCGCGCGCGCGCAUGCAUACAAAUAUAUCCGUAUAUAUAUUAAUGAAAGUUUUUCCAUAUAAUUUUAA
Messenger RNA from Pogonomyrmex barbatus (red harvester ant), 784 nucleotides. RefSeq names its product vinculin (gene Vinc). Gene Ontology annotation, molecular function: structural molecule activity; actin filament binding. The record is from RefSeq and is a predicted model, not a curated record. Gene Ontology annotation, biological process: cell adhesion. Gene Ontology annotation, cellular component: actin cytoskeleton. Lineage: Eukaryota; Metazoa; Arthropoda; Insecta; Hymenoptera; Formicidae.